GCACAGCCCCUGAGCCCCAGCCCCAGCCCUUUGAUGUUCUCUUCUUUGAGCCAGGGGCUCACUGCAUUGCUCAGGGCCUCGAUAAUUCCUGGGCUGGCUUUGAGCUCGCCAGCCUCCUGCCUCGGGGUCCUGAGCCACUGGAUUAGAGGUGUGGUCCACUGCACCUGGCUGUUGGUCUUCAGAACCCAAAGCCAUACCAGGUAUUCAACAGGUGCUCAGUAGACCCUAGGUUGACACGGAGUGCUAUGGGGAAUGGAUAGGCAAGAGCUGGAGGAGACCAGAGAGACAGGUCUGUCUGGAGACACCAGAGGGCUGGACACAGAAGUGCCCUGUCAUGGGGUGAAGACAUGCCUUCAGUGUGGGGGAGAAGGAGGAAGAGGGCAACAAGCCAGAUUCCUCAAGUUCUGGGGACCACGGGUCUCCCACAAGCCCAUCCAACCUUGGGGUUGCUAUCCUCUGAAGUCCACGGGACAAGGAUGGGGGUCUUCACAAAUCCAGAAGCUGCCAGGGCCGGGAGCCGCGGGAUGAUGGGCUGGGGGAACCGGAUCUCCGCUCCUCUCUCCCUGACUUUCCCGCCCCCUGGAGCCAGCCAGAGGGGUCUCUGGAAGGCACCCUGGCCGAGCCCCUUGCACCUGCAAGCCUGUCCAGGGCUCCCCCCUGCCCCGGAGGGCCGGAAGCCCUCACCACCGGCCACGCGGGUCUGGCGCUGCCCACCCAUCACCCCACCGCCUAUCUCUGCACCUUUGGGUGCUCAGAGAGCGGAUCCCCGAGCCGUCCCAGCCAGGGCCACCAAGGCCGACACGCGCUCCCACCCCUCCUCACUCCCAGGGACGGGGCACGAAGCGCCCCGGGGGGCUCCUCCCACCCCUGGUCCAGCAAAGGAGGCGGGUGGCUUCCCGCCGGGACAGGGGGGCGUGAGACCCCUGCGUGUCCCCAGCCGCGCACUCACCCACUCGGGCCUCAGUUUCCCCGCCGUCCAGCGGGGCCGGGGUCCGGGCGUGAACGACCCUCGGGCCUACCUUCCCGGCGGUGCUCGGCCGGACCCCGACCGCGCCCCCUCCCGUAGGGCGGGGUCACGUGACUUGGAGCCCACCUCCUAUGGGGAGGGGACGUAAGCGGGACU
Messenger RNA from Marmota flaviventris (yellow-bellied marmot), 1123 nucleotides. The record is from RefSeq and is a predicted model, not a curated record. Lineage: Eukaryota; Metazoa; Chordata; Mammalia; Rodentia; Sciuridae.